Messenger RNA from Boleophthalmus pectinirostris (great blue-spotted mudskipper), 3453 nucleotides. RefSeq names its product solute carrier family 39 member 1 (gene slc39a1). Gene Ontology annotation, molecular function: zinc ion transmembrane transporter activity. The transcript is spliced from 4 exons. The record is from RefSeq and is a predicted model, not a curated record. Bases 158 to 1078 code for a protein of 306 amino acids. Gene Ontology annotation, cellular component: plasma membrane. Lineage: Eukaryota; Metazoa; Chordata; Actinopteri; Gobiiformes; Gobiidae. Gene Ontology annotation, biological process: zinc ion transmembrane transport.
CCUUUACAGUGUGUGUAUGUGAGCGGAACACACAACACACUCACACACUCCUCAUGUCUCCUUCACGGCUCCGGGUCCUUCGCGGGACACUGCGCUCCUCCAGUCGGUGAGAAGGCACCGAACCCCCGCUGAACCCCCGCCUGUUCCUCUGCAGGACAUGGAGUACCUUCUGCAGGUGAAGAUCGGAGCUCUGUUCGGCUUGCUGCUCCUCACGCUGCUCUUCGGCUUCAUCCCCGCCCGAGUCCGGUGGUUUCGGGACACAAACGGCACUGACACUCACCGCACUGUGCUGAGCCUGAUCAGCUGUUUCGCUGGGGGAGUCUUUCUGGCAGCAUGUCUCCUGGACAUUCUCCCAGAUUAUCUGUCGGACAUCAGCGCAGAGCUGGCUGCCCGGCAGGUGGAGACGAGUUUCCCUGUCCCAGAGUUCAUCCUGGCAGCAGGUUUCUUCACUGUGCUUAUCCUGGAGAAACUGGUGCUGCACUGCCAGGAGAGGAGAGCGCCUGCUAGUGAGAGGGAGCCUCUUCUGCAUGGACACGAAAAUGGACAUGGGCACACACACGGGCGUGUCGAGGCGGUGGGCCCGGAGCUGGAGGGCAGUGGGCAUCACGUCCAUGUUGACCUACAGGCUCACUCCCCAUUCCGCUCCUUCAUGCUCUUCCUGUCUCUGUCCCUGCACUCUGUGUUUGAGGGACUGGCCAUCGGGCUGCAGAACACUGACGCCAAGGUUCUGCAGAUCUGCAUUGCCAUCCUGGUGCACAAGUCCAUCAUUGUGUUCAGCCUGUCGGUGAAGCUGGUGCAGAGCGGGCUGCAUGCGGGCUGGGUAGCAGCGUACCUGGGUGUGUUUGCUCUCAUGUCUCCCCUGGGCAUCGCCUUGGGCAUCGGGGUGAUGGAGUCGCACCUGGACUCUGGAGCUCUGGUGCAGGCUGUGCUGGAGGGGCUGGCUGCAGGCACAUUUGUCUACAUCACGUUUCUGGAAAUCCUGCCUCACGAACUCAACUCUCCAGGACGACAACUGCUCAAAGUGCUCUUCCUCCUGCUGGGCUUCUGCAUCAUGGCAGCACUCACCUUUGUGGGCUGAUGAAGCACUGCAGUGUACACUGCUGUCUGUACACUGCUGUCUGUACACUGCUGUCUGUACACUGCUGUCUGUACACUGCUGUCUGUACACUGCUGUCUGUACACUGCUGUCUGUACACUAACAUCUGUGCAGUGCUGUGUGCAUCAAUGACUAUUUCAAAGAUCUUAUUUGAACAAUGGGGUUUUAUAAAUUGUAUACACAUAAAUCAGUCACACACAUUUAUAAAUACAAUGUUACACUGUAAGAGAAAGUGUGAGGAGGGAAUCAGCUCUCACCACUGGACCAUAUGACCUUUGCGACUACCAUUUGACCUCUGACCUUUAAUACUAGGUUGUUAUUCAAGAGGAAUGAAAACGAACUGCUUUUUAACUGAAAACUCAACAGCAGAUUGAACUGACAUUUAAUUUGACUUUUUAAUUAAAAUUUUAGUCUUAGUUUUAGUCAUCGCUCAUUUGUUUUUAUUGAGUUUCCCUCAGCAGAAUGAUUAUAUUGACACAAACAGUGACACAGGAUGUGUCAGUAUCGGUGCAGCUGGUGCAGGUGUGAGGAGCGACUGUUACGUUUGCCUUUGUGGUCAGUGUUUAUUGCAGGACUGGGCCAUGACUAGAAUAAUGAUUUAGUUCCUCAUAUUGAUGACAAAUUUUGUAUUCAAUAUAAACCCUCUAGACACAAAUAAGACAGACUGUAAUAUAUAGAGAUGUAUUCAGUAGAUUCAGAUAACAGAUUUUUUAAAUUUCAGACCCAGCCCUGUGUCCUGUUUACUUUGUUUAUGACCACUCCACAUGUAUUUAAGAUGUGUCUUCAUUUAUUUUUGAUAUUCCCGUGUUACUACUGUAGGUACUUUUUUAUGGUACUUUUUAAUGUUUGUGCUCUCCUGUUUGAAGCCAAAGACACUGUACACUUUAGGAGUGACUUAAAUGCAUGACUCUGUGUUUGAUUGUGUCACUCUGCAGCUGAAGUGUGUGUAGGAAAUGCCUGUGUAAAAUACCUCUAUAAGAGGAGCGGGGUUUGUUAUCGCUCAAAUUCAGUAACUCUUUUUUUCGUAUGUAUUAUUUAAAUGUAUUCUUAGAGGUUCAAACACACCAGUGAAACUACUUCACUCCAGCGCUGGCUUUUGCACUCGGCCUGUAGGACAAUACAUGCUGUGAUUAACUCCAUGUUUCUGCAAAAGACACUUUGCAGCUGAUCUCAUCAACUUUCCCAAUGGGUGUGACACCGAAGUCUCUGUUAGACUUUAAUCUGAUCUUUAUUUGAAUACAAUCUAACUUGAAAGUUCGGUCAGUUGGUGAGCUGAUUUGUGUUAAACAAGUCCCUUUCAAAUAUUUCAGUCUCAAGCUGGCUAGUAGUAGCCAGCAGUUUUUCAGUCAGUCCCUGACACCCCUCAAAGUCCUAAACAAAACUGUGAACGCCUGGAUUGAUCACAAGCUCCAGAACAUGCUGUUUAAGUCUUUUUUUUUUUUUUUUUUUCUUCUUCUUGAGUUGAACAAUCCACCAUAGAUAUAUAUGGUUCAGUAUGGUUCAUCUCUGUAAUUAUUAUCCACAGGAAACAAAAACUGACACAAAGCUCAAAGAGAAAUAGACAAAAAUCUAAUUAUGUUUUGACUGUAGCUUCCAAAAGUGGUGUCAUUAUCCAACCCCAAAACACAAUAAUGAUUUUAAAGGACUUUAAACAUCUCAAACAGAUAAGGUUCAUUUUCUAGAUCAGUCAUUAGGACAUUUCUUUCAAAAAAGUGAAUCUCCCAAAGAGUUCUACAGAGUCCGCUCUCCAUCUGACAUUAUGACAUCAAAUUCUGAAAAUUCCUUUUUUAUGAUUAUUAUUAUUUACACAGCACAUUUUCAGGAGCCUCAGUCAGAGGAUUCAUGGUCCUGUUCAGGAGUUUGAUUUUCAAUUAAAAGUUAAGUGUGACUGACUGAAAAACUGUUGGCUAAUGCUAGUGAGCUUGUGACUGAAAUGUUGUUGGCGAGAGACGUGUUUAACAGCACAAAUCAGCUCAUCAGUUGUAGUUCCAGAUAAGUCUGUUCUUUAUGUUUAAAUUGUGUUAAAAGAUCAGAUUAAAGUCUACAGUAACAGAGCUUCAGACAGAGCAGUGCCUCAGUUAGCGUCACACUCUCGGAAGGUUGAUGAACAGCUGCAAAGUCUCAGCUGAGAUAUGAUUUUGAUUUCGUAGAGAUUUGUGUUGCUGCAUAGCUCAGAAGAUCCAUAUUAAAACCUAAAUGUAAGAAAUAAUGAGGUUCAGAAAUGCAUUUUGGUGGGAAUUUUAUUUGAUUUAAAUGUCAUUUUUUAUUUGUCUUCAUUUAGCCUUGUUUUGGUGACCUCUGUUAUGAUUUUAUGUUGCUACAGUUUGACUAAUAAAUUAUUAGUGUUUUAAUUUAAA